AUGGGUGACUGGAGCUUCCUGGGAAGGCUGCUAGAGAAUGCACAAGAGCAUUCCACUGUGGUUGGCAAGGUCUGGCUGACAGUGCUGUUCAUCUUCAGGAUCCUGGUGCUGGGAGCCGCGGCUGAGGAAGUGUGGGGGGAUGAGCAGUCCGACUUCACAUGUAACACCCAGCAGCCCGGUUGCGAGAAUGUCUGCUACGACCAGGCCUUCCCUAUCUCCCACAUCCGCUUCUGGGUGCUGCAGAUCAUCUUCGUCUCCACGCCCACACUGAUCUACCUGGGCCACGUGCUGCACAUCGUGCGUAUGGAGGAGAAGAAGAAGGAGCGCGAGGAGGAGCUGCUGGGCAGAGACAGCCAGCACCCGGGGGCUGGGGCCCAGGAGCUGCCGGGUAGGACAGGGAAGAGAGAGAAGGCACCCGUCAGGGAUGACCGAGGCAGAGUCCGCAUAGCAGGCGCUCUGCUGCGCACCUACGUCUUCAACAUCAUCUUUAAGACUCUCUUUGAGGUCGGCUUCAUUGUUGGCCAGUACUUCCUCUAUGGCUUUGAGCUGAGGCCCCUCUACCGCUGUGACCGGUGGCCCUGCCCCAACACGGUGGACUGCUUUAUUUCCAGACCCACAGAGAAGACCAUCUUCAUCAUCUUCAUGCUGGUAGUGGCCUGUGUGUCUCUCCUCCUCAAUAUGCUGGAGAUCUACCACCUGGGCUGGAAAAAACUCAAGCAGGGCAUGACCAACCAUUACAGCCCGCAUGCCGCCGAAGCCAGCCUGGUGGCCACAAAGCCCGCAGGGAUCAGUCCACUCCUCCUCCCAACCCAGUCCACUCCAGCCACUGUCACCAUCGGAUUUCCGCCUUAUUACACCCAUUCUGCCUCUUCCCUGGGGCAGACAGCGGCCACAGGAUAUCCUGGAGCCCCACCACCCCCAGCGGAUUUCAAAAUGGUAGCCCUGGCCGAGGAUCAUGGAAAAGGCCACCCUGCCAGAUACUACAACAGCUGCAACCUGCUGAUGAAUGAGCAGAACUGGGUCAACCAGGAGGCUGAGCAGCAGGCUUCUGAGAGGAAGGGGAGCCUGCCAAUGCCCGCCUCCGCAGCCCCCUCUCCCCUGAGCAGCACUCCACCAUUGCCCUUGGAGGGCAGGGCUCACAAUCACGUGCCUCUCCUUCUGGUGAACGGGAGCUCCAGCAGCUUGGGAGAAAGCAAACUGGGAGAGACUCCUGAGGAGGAGGUGCCAGCAGGGACCGCCACGGUGGACAUGCACACGCCUCCUCUGCUCCUCAGCGACCCUGGCCGGGCCAGCAAGGCCAGUAAGUCCAGCAGUGGGCGGGCCAGAGCAGAUGACUUAGCCAUCUAG
Messenger RNA from Elephantulus edwardii (Cape elephant shrew), 1347 nucleotides. RefSeq names its product gap junction protein, alpha 3, 46kDa (gene GJA3). The record is from RefSeq and is a predicted model, not a curated record. Lineage: Eukaryota; Metazoa; Chordata; Mammalia; Macroscelidea; Macroscelididae. The coding region runs from base 1 to 1347 and encodes 448 amino acids. The transcript has a single exon. Gene Ontology annotation, molecular function: gap junction channel activity. Gene Ontology annotation, biological process: visual perception; cell communication. Gene Ontology annotation, cellular component: connexin complex; gap junction.